AUGGUGAAACCUGAAAUCAUUACCGAUAAUGUUGCUGUGAUUAAACAGCAUGAUAAAGAAUUGUUGUCACUAUUAUCAUUUUUAUCUACAACCAAUAUGCUUCAAGUUAUCGAAUCAAUCCAAGCAAUCGAAUCAUCAUCAUCAUUUGACAACACUGAAAUUAUUAAAAAUAAAAUCAAUGAUGAGCAAAAUCAAGAAAGUAUUUUGAUGACAAUGCAAGAUACACAACUUGAACCAGGAAUUGCUACCGAUAAUAUUGCUAAUGAGCGUAAUGGCAAUGACUAUUCUUCAUCAUUCCAAUCAUUAUUGUCAGCAAUUGAUACUGACAUACUUCAAGCGAUUGUAUUAUUGUCGCUAAAAAAUAUUGAAGAAUUCAAAGCAUCUUACUCGAAGAAAGAUUUAAAUUGCUCAAGUAUUGAUUUUAGUUCAAAUGAAAAAGAAUGCUUGUCCAAUGAGAAUGGCAACAGCAAUGACAAUUCUUCAGUAAUUGAAUUGCCACAAUCACAUUGUUAUCAGCAAUUGACACUGACACACUUAAAUGAAAUCACAGAUAAAAAAUGCUUGGUAAAUUUCACAAGCUCAGCAAAUGGUAAUCCUUUCAAAACUGUCCCAAAAGAACCACCUUCAAAAGCUUCUCGUCAACAACAACCAUCAGUACAGCAAAGAUCUGCAACAUCUGGAAAUUUACCAAUUCGUCCUAUUAUGAGACCGACAGGCGGUGGAAUGGAUUUCCAUAAUCGUAAUUCAUCAGCUGCAGCAUUCAGAAAUCGACAAAUGGUUCCAGGCCCGAGAGAUUUCUUUUCACAAAACAUGUCACCAUAUGGUACUGGCGCUUUCGGAACAGGAGCAACGGCAGCAGGUAGAGUUGGCUAUAUGAAUAGCUUUGGUGGACCUAAUGACGUAUCUUUUAUGAUGGCACGUGGUAGAAUGAUGAAUGCAGCAGCCAUGCAAAAUCAAGCGGCGGCGGCGGCAGCAGCUAGACAAAGAAUGAUGAGUCGUGCACCAACAGGGCCAGGAGCAGGGUAUCCUGCACCACAUUUUAAUCCAGCAUUUUUCGAUCAAGGAUUAGGAAAUGAGGAUGUACCAGUAGCACCAAGAGGACAAAGGUAUUUCCCCUAG
This is a messenger RNA of Entrophospora sp. SA101, 1119 nucleotides long. The record is from the annotation of a GenBank genome assembly. NCBI's taxonomy places the organism in Eukaryota, Fungi, Glomeromycota, Glomeromycetes, Entrophosporales, Entrophosporaceae.